AUGGCUCGGCUCAAUGAUUACACGGCCCCUCCAGAGUCAAUCGAAGCCCUCAAGCGAAGAUUUGUGCGACAAAAUAAGGAGAUCGCGCGGGUCAACUCAAUGCAGUCCCUUCGUAUCCGAAGCUUAGAGUCAGAAGUUGCCCAUUUACUUGCCGAGAAUGUCUCUCUGCGACAGCAAGUGAUCAAUGUCACCCAAGAGGCCGAAAGGUUGGAGGCGGCGAAAAUGCUCCAUGCCGGGGUUUAUGAGAUCAAGUCCCGACUGGACGCCAAAGUAGCAGAGCUGAAUGACCUUGCAUCAGAGCUGGGCAUGCUUCCUCGCAAGAUUGGCAAGCUGGACAAAUCUGACCCAGAUCGCCCGAAAGCAGCGGGGUCGCGACCACAACCCGCGGACCUGGAUUAUCCAGGGGAGGAUGGGAGGCUACCGGCCAUUUUGGAAGACAAAUGCUAUCCUCGAAAAACUCUGGAAGCGCAAGAAAUCCAGAAUCUCGUGCAGGCGGACUCAAGCCCCGCCCAGCCUGUGUUUGAGGUCGAUUUAACACAACAGUCUGCCACGGAAAGCCCAUCGCCUAGUCUCAAGGUCCACGAGAUCCUGCCAGAAGACCAAAUGGGUUCCUCCUCGAUUCCCGAUCAAUGCCUCCCACCCACGCUCGAGACUCGCAAGAAGAAAAAGAAGACAGACUCGGUGUCCCCCGAAAAAGGGGAUUUCACCCUGCAGGAACCGAACGUUCCUGGCGUCAACGACCGGCGGGUAAAGUCAGGAUCUAAACGAAAAUUCAGCCCAGACGAGGAUGGAGCCCUAUCGGAUGGAGAUGGUGUUCAAGAAUGUGACGAGUUUCAAUUCAGCCGACCUAGCCAAAGUCCCCCGAGACAUACAGACCUCUUGCAAUUGAUGCAUCAGGAUACUUCACCUAUAAAGACUCCCGUGAGCAUUAAACGAGGGUCAGCAACUGGAACCAUGAAACGGAAAGUUCUUGAACCCAAGAGUGCAAAUCUCAGCUUAGGCUCCCCCAAGAAAGCUCGGGCAUCGUUGCAUCCGGACAAUAAGCUUCCCAUGCAGAUGGUUGGUAAUGAAAACACCGUGUCACCUCAGAAACCGAAGGAGCUCGAGAAACCCAGAGGCCGUAGCUUAAGUCAAGCGGCGCGUCGACCUCGUCCCAUUUCCGAUACUCAAAGACAGAGACAUUCUCAACCCUCCGUCCAGUCUGAACAGCCAGCGCUUAUUUCACUCAAGGAUUCUCCCAUCGUCCAGUCUGAUAUCAUGGCCACCGAUGCAGAUGUGGCAGCGACAUCCCGAUCCUCACGACGCCGGGGGGCAGUGGUCAGCUAUGCAGAGCCCAACCUGCGUGACAAAAUGCGACGCCCAACCAAAGAACUGAUUGAUGCCGUGGGCCGAAAUGGAUCCCGCAGAUCCUCAAGCUUCCUGCUUGACCCGCAGAGCUUGGGUGAGGCAGGCGGUAUGCUGCAAGGAGAAAAGCCGGCGACCAGCCCUUUUCCCCAGUCGAACCAAAACCUGGUCAAUCCGAAGCACACGCAUCAGACCCUUGGUAGAUCCUCGGGAGACGAGGCAUCACACCAAUUGCUGGAGACCGUAUCCCAACGGAGGCAAUCGCGGCGGCACUCAUCUAACCCAAAAAGCACCACUCGUGACACAUCGCCAUCAAGGGGUGUCUCCGGAGCUGCAGAGCAGCCAUCUUCUCUGUCGAUGAAAUCCCCUCCUGGUGCAAGUUCAUCUCUCAUGCAGGCAGAUGGCUCGUUGGAAGAUGAUGACCUUUCUUGGAAGAGUUCGGCCAUGGAGACCGGCUACCGCAGAGAGACUCGUGUGGCGGCGAGAAGGAAAAGUAUGAUGGUAUAA
Molecule: messenger RNA, 1851 nt
Organism: Penicillium longicatenatum
Lineage: Eukaryota; Fungi; Ascomycota; Eurotiomycetes; Eurotiales; Aspergillaceae
Product: shugoshin family protein
Exons: 4
Coding region: 1-1851 (616 amino acids)
Biological process (GO): meiotic chromosome segregation
Cellular component (GO): chromosome, centromeric region; nucleus
Source: RefSeq, a predicted model, not a curated record